UGGAGAAAGGUGGAAGAGGUUUCACUACACAGAUUAGGCGACCAUCUUGAAACCGGAAACACCGCAGCGCAAAGACCUUCCGUGCUCCGCGUCGCCGACCGAAUCAGCAAUGAUGGCUGUAGCACGUUACCGGAUUGAGUCGCACGCUUUGGAACUGGCCUGCGGCUCGUAGCUGUAGAAGGAGCCCUGCUGGUCCAGGUUAGAGGUGCUGCAUCCCCCGAGCUCCCGAAGCGGAGACAGUAGGAAGCGGAGGGCUUGCGGCCAGCCGGAAGAAGCCUUGGAGCCCGCGUAUACUGCCUGAUUGUGGAAAAGGCAAAAACUUCCAAGUUUACCUCUGACAGUUCCAUUCCACAUUGCCCAUUAAAAGGAACAUUUAUUGAAGCUAUUCUUUAUAUCUAGUACCUGUCAGCUGCAAAGAAAAAAAUACCCCUUCCAACUGCCAAGGCAGUACAGGAGCCAUGGCACACUACCCCACAAGGCUAAAGACCAGAAAAACUUAUUCAUGGGUUGGCAGGCCAUUGUUGGAUCGAAAACUGCACUACCAAACAUAUAGAGAAAUGUGUGUGAAAACAGAAGAUUGUUCUACCGAGAUUAACAUCCAGGUUGGACAGUUUGUGUUGAUUAAAGGGGAUGAUGAUGAAAACCCAUUUGUUGCUAAAUUGCUUGAGUUGUUCGAAGAUGAUUCUGAUCCUCCUAAGAAAUGUGCUCAGGUACAGUGGUUUGUCCGAUUCUGUGAAAUCCCUGUCCGUAAACAGCAUUUGUUGGGCCGGAAGCCUGCUGCACAGGAAAUAUUCUGGUAUGAUUACCCUGCCUGCAACAGCAGCAUUAAUGCUGAGACCAUCAUUGGCCCUGUUCGGGUGAUACUUUUACCCCCAAACGAUGUGGUACCGACGGAUCUGAAAAAUGAGAAGACACUCUUUGUGAAACUAUCCUGGAAUGAAAAGAAGUUCAGGCCACUGUCCCCAGAACUAUUUGCAGAGUUGAAUAAACCACAAGAGGGUGCAGCCAAGUGCCAGAAGCCCGUGGGAGCCAAGAAUAAGAGUGCAGAAAGCCCUGCUUGGACCCCAGCAGAAUAUGUGGCCAAAAGGAUUGAAUCAAGGCACUCCGCCUCUAAAUCUCGCCAAACUCCUACCCAUCCUGUCACCCCAAGAGCGAGGAAGAGGCUGGAGCUUGCCGGUAACUCUUGGAUGUCCCAGCAGGCUUCAUGUGCCACUUUGGAUUCUCCAGGAAGAACAAAACGGAAAGUGGCCUUCUCAGAGAUCACCUCACCUUCUAAGAGAUCUCAGCCUGAUAAACUUCAGACCUUGUCUCAGGCUCCGAAAGCCCCAGAGACAACCAGAGAGAAUGGACUCUCUUAUACUGAGGAUGACAAGAAGGCUUCGCCUGAACGUUGCAUGAUCCUGAGAACUCGAAUUCCACCUUUGAAAACCAUAGACAUUAGAGAUGAGAGAACACUUACCCCUAUCAGGGGGGGACGGAGAUCUUCAGUGGUGCCAUCCGUGAUUCUGAAACCAGAAAACAUCGAAAAGAGGGAUGCAAAAGAAGCAGAAACUCAGAAUGAAGCCACCUCUACUCCCCAUCGUGUCCGCAGAAAGAGUUCUCUCUUGACUAUGAACCGGAUUAGGCGGCAGCUCCGGUUUUUAGGUAAUAGUAAAAGUGACCAAGAAGAGAAAGAGAUUCUACCAGCAGCAGAGAUUUCAGACUCUAGCAGUGAAGACGAGGAGGCUUCCAUACCACCCCUUCCAAGGAGAACACCCAGAACUGUGUCCAGGAACCUGCAAUCUUCUUUGAAGUCAUCCUUAAAGACCCCAACGAAGAUGCCAAAGAAAAGACCCAAGCCUAGAACAACACCAUGUUGUGCCACUCCUCAGAUCCGUAGUCGAAUCCUGGCUGCCCAGGAGCCAGCCAGCGUGCUGGAGAAAGCCCGGCUGAGGCUGCACGUUUCUGCUGUACCUGAGUCUCUUCCCUGUCGGGAACAGGAAUUCCAAGAUAUCUACAACUUUGUGGAAAGCAAACUCCUUGACAAUACCGGAGGGUGCAUGUACAUCUCUGGUGUCCCUGGGACAGGAAAGACUGCUACUGUGCAUGAGGUGAUACGCUGCCUGCAGCAGGCAGCCCAAGCCAAUGAUGUUCCUCCCUUUCACUACAUUGAGGUCAAUGGCAUGAAGCUGACAGAGCCCCACCAAGUCUAUGUGCAAAUCUUGCAGAAGCUGACGGGCCAAAAAGCAACAGCCAGCCACGCGGCAGAACUGCUGGCAAAGCGAUUCUGCACUCGAGGGUCUCCUCAGGACACCACCGUCCUGCUUGUGGAUGAGCUUGACCUUCUGUGGACUCACAAACAAGACGUAAUGUACAAUCUCUUUGACUGGCCCACUCAAAAGAAAGCCCGGCUUGUGGUCCUUGCCAUUGCCAACACAAUGGACCUGCCAGAGCGAAUCAUGAUGAACCGGGUGUCCAGCCGACUGGGUCUUACCAGGAUGUCCUUCCAGCCCUAUACAUAUAGUCAGCUGCAGCAGAUCCUAAGGUCCCGGCUCAGACAUCUAAAGGCCUUUGAGGAUGAUGCCAUCCAGCUGGUAGCCAGGAAGGUAGCAGCACUCUCUGGAGAUGCGCGACGCUGCCUGGACAUCUGCAGGCGUGCCACAGAGAUCUGUGAGUUCUCCCAGCAGAAGCCUAACUCCCCUGGCCUGGUUACCAUAGCCCACUCAAUGGAAGCUGUUGAUGAGAUGUUUUCGUCAUCAUACAUCACGGCCAUCAAAAAUUCCUCCAUUCUGGAACAGGGCUUCCUGAGAGCCAUCCUUGCAGAGUUCCAUCGAUCAGGACUAGAGGAAGCCACAUUUCAACAGAUAUACAGUCAACAUGUGGCACUGUGCAGAAUGGAGGGGCUGCCGUACCCCACCAUGUCGGAGACCAUGGCUGUGUGUUCUCGCCUGGGCUCCUGUCGUCUCCUGCUUGUGGAACCCAGCAGGAAUGACCUGCUCCUUCGGGUGCGGCUCAAUGUCAGCCAGGACGACGUGCUGUAUGCGCUGAAAGAGGAGUAAAGGGGCUUCAUGGGGAGAAAGACUACGGUCUGCUGGGUUUUGUUUUUUGAGACAGGGUCUUGCUCUGUCGCCCAGGCUGAAGUGCAGUGGCACCAUCCUGGCUCACUGCAGCCUUGACUUGCCAGGCUGAGAUGAUCCCCACACCUCAGCCUCCCAGGUAAUUGAAACUACAGGCACAUGCCCCCACGUUCAGCUAAUUUUUUUGUAUUUUUUGUAGAGACAGGGUUUCACCAUGUUGCCCAGCUAGUCUACUCUUUUUAAAGAUCUGAUUUCGUUUUUGUAAGCGCAUGGAAUAUUUGUAACAAAGUAUAUUGAAUGGAAAUGGCUCUCAUGUAUUUUGGAAUUUUCCAUUAAAUAAUUUGCUUUUU
Molecule: messenger RNA, 3406 nt
Organism: Callithrix jacchus (white-tufted-ear marmoset)
Lineage: Eukaryota; Metazoa; Chordata; Mammalia; Primates; Cebidae
Gene: ORC1
Product: origin recognition complex subunit 1
Biological process (GO): mitotic DNA replication checkpoint signaling; DNA replication initiation
Cellular component (GO): nuclear origin of replication recognition complex
Molecular function (GO): ATP binding; ATP hydrolysis activity; chromatin binding
Source: RefSeq, a predicted model, not a curated record